AUGGCCUGGGGCUCCCCGGACGCCGGUGGCGAUUGCUCCGCCGUGGCCGCGCAGCUGGUGGAGGUCUGCGCCCUGCACAGCACGGAUGGGGCCUUUGCCGCGCUGACGCGGUGGGGUAAGCUACUGACGUGGGGUUGUGCAUGGCAUGGCGGCGACAGUCGGGAGGUGUCCGAGGAUUUGGAGCUGUGCUGCCAAGUGGUGGCCACGCGAGGUGCCUUUGCUGUCCGAAGGACCUCGGGUGAGGUGGUGGUUUGGGGUGAUCCCUCCACUGGUGGAGAUGUUCGGGCAACUGGAGAGCGACUGGUUCGGGUGCGAAAGCUCUUUGCGAAUGCGGGCGCGUUGGCGGCGCUCCGAGAAGAUGGCUCCAUCGUGACCUGGGGAAGCCAUGAGAAUGGCGGGGACAGCCGGCAGGUUCAGUCACAGCUUGUGGAUGUGCUAGAGAUCCAUUGUGCCCAGAAAGCCUUUGCCGCGGUCAGAAGUGAUGGCCGAAUUGUGACCUGGGGUGCACUUUCGGGUCCUGUCAAGCAAGCGCCGGAGAUUCAACUGCAAAAUAUCCGUGAGGUGGUUGGAAGCAACGCUGGCUUCGCAGCUAUUCUUCAAGAUGGCUCCAUGGUGACAUGGGGUCAACAAGAUGAGUGCGAUUGCAGUCAUUUGCUGGAAGAGCUGUCCACCUCCACGGUCCGUGAGCUCUACGCCACCAGUGGAGCCUUCUGCGUGCUCUUGGCCCACGGUGGCCUACGGUGCUUCGGCCGGAGCGACCUGGGUGGCGAAGGCGCCUUGGAGGAGGUGGUGCAGGUGGCUGCCACCUUGGGGGCCUUUGCUGCACUCAGGUCCAAUGGCUCGGUAACGGCCUGGGGCCAUCGACUGAUGGGUGGUGAGGUGCCCUCGCACCUGGAAAGGGCACUCCAGAGCGAGGUCACUCAGGUGAUCUCCUCUGAGGUGGCUUUCACGGCCGUCCGAAGUGAUGGCUCUUUGGUACGCUGGGGACAUCCUCACUACACCAGGAGCAAUCGCUUUCUGUCCCGGUUGAGAUCCUUCUUGCUGGGGAUUGUCCCUGAGUUGCAGAACCACGACACGCUGACGGAUGCCAGUGGCAGCCGACCAGGUUUCAGGACCGAAGACAGUGUGGACGUGCUUUUGAGGAUCAACAUCAUCCACCAGAACUUCGCAUUGAAUGGCAUCGAGACGGGUGUGGCCAAGUGA
Molecule: messenger RNA, 1203 nt
Organism: Durusdinium trenchii
Lineage: Eukaryota; Dinophyceae; Suessiales; Symbiodiniaceae
Source: the annotation of a GenBank genome assembly